This is a messenger RNA of Aspergillus niger, 690 nucleotides long. RefSeq lists its product as uncharacterized. NCBI's taxonomy places the organism in Eukaryota, Fungi, Ascomycota, Eurotiomycetes, Eurotiales, Aspergillaceae. Gene Ontology annotation, molecular function: phosphatidylglycerophosphatase activity. The transcript has a single exon. The coding region runs from base 1 to 690 and encodes 229 amino acids. The record is from RefSeq and is a predicted model, not a curated record.
AUGCAACCCCCCAACAGCAACCUCCGCGCCUUCAACCUGGCCGUAACCACCCUCCUCAAAACCCCCUCCCAAUUCCUCCCCCACCUAACCAUCCCAACAAUCACCCACCUACCCGAAAAUCUCGGCCCAGAAAUCCUCCCCAGCGCCUCAAAGCCCCCGACCAUCCGCGCCCUUGUCCUCGACAAAGACAACACGCUCUGCCACCCAAAAACGACCUCCUUCCCAUCCGAGAUCCUAUCGAAGCUGCACGCAUUGCGCACAUCCCCAACGUCACCCUUCACAAAAGAUAACUCGAUCCUGAUCGUCUCGAACCGCGCGGGGAGUCACCCGCGGUAUGACGCGGAGGUGCGCGAGCUGGAGAAGGAGCUCGGCGAGUUGCAAAUCCCAGUGUUUCGGCUGCCAGAGGGGAGUGAGAAGAAGCCGUUUUGUGGGAAGGAGGUGCUGGAGUGGUUCCGCGAGAGGGGGGUGGUGAGUCGUGCGGAUGAGAUUGCGGUGGUGGGGGAUCGGUUGGGGACGGAUGUGUUGAUGGCGGUGCAGAUGGGGUCGUGGAGUGUUUGGUGUCGGGAUGGUGUGACUGAGGGGGGCAGGGAGAUGAACUUGUUGGAGAAGAUGGAGGUUUGGGUUGAGAAGUAUUUGAGGGAGUCGAGGGGGUUGAAGGCGCCGGUGCCGAAGGAGUGGGAGGGUCGGUAG